Rhizoctonia solani is the source of this 1869-nucleotide messenger RNA. RefSeq names its product exocyst complex protein exo70. The record is from RefSeq and is a predicted model, not a curated record. Lineage: Eukaryota; Fungi; Basidiomycota; Agaricomycetes; Cantharellales; Ceratobasidiaceae. Bases 1 to 1869 code for a protein of 622 amino acids. Gene Ontology annotation, cellular component: exocyst. Gene Ontology annotation, biological process: exocytosis. Gene Ontology annotation, molecular function: phosphatidylinositol-4,5-bisphosphate binding. The transcript is spliced from 12 exons.
AUGGAGGACGAAAUGGCAGACAUUGAGUUGCUUGAGCAACACUUGAAAAAGACCUCAGAUAUUUCUAGGCAAAUGACUGGUAUUCUAGCCAAGUUUGAUUCGCGUCUUGUCAAACUAGAGAAGACUAUCAGACCACUUCAUAGUGCAACACAAUCGCUGACGCGACUCGCGACAAACAUUGAUCGUACUAUGGAGUCCAUCAAUUCGAUGGCAAGCCAAAAGCAAGAUGUGGUCGCAGAAGAAAAUCUAGUUCUCAAAGGGCCCAAGUCGGGUCAGCUUCACUUGUAUGUCGAUGCUCUAGAACGGUUGAACGCAAAUAUAGCAUUUCAGAGCGGCGACCCACGCUCUAAAGAAACGUCGCGUCUGGUGGAGACGGGGGCAAAGAAACUAUGCCAACUAUACACCAAGAUUGUUGCAGAGGCCACAUCACGACCAGCCGUUGACCCUACAAACUAUCUACAAUCUCCAGAUGCUCUCCCAACACUCGAUGAGAAUACCAUGACCAAGUUAGGCCCAGUUGUGGAUGCAUUACGCAAAUCACCAACCCCGACUACUCAUCCUUCACACCCAGGUGCCGCCGCGAUCCUAGCGGUGAUACAGGAAGCCCAGGCAGGAUAUGCAGAUAUGCGUAGCCAGUGGUGUAAGAAGGCCGUGGAUGGUGGUGUGAGACGGAUUCUAGCUGCCGCCGAUACUGGCACGGACCGGAUAGCAAUCGGACGCGAAUUUGGGAUAUGGGUGGAAGGGUUGUUGAUCUUGGCCGAUGCAGAAUACAAGACAUUACAGAAGUGUGCAUUGCUACCUGGCCGAGACUUUAUCAAGGAUUCAUUUGAGAUCAUUACCCGACCUCUGGUUUCUGUAUUCUCAUCGUCUCUCUCAACUCUAAGCUCUUUGGUCAAGAAAAGCCUCCAAAGCAAUAUCUUUAUGGCAUUAGCAAUCUACUCAUCUUUAUCCCAGUCACAAGAUCGUUACACGGAUAUAAUGCUACGACGUACAGGAAGGAAGGACAAUGACCUUAGUACAGGGAUCCAUUCGUUGAAGGGAGUAUGCAUUCGUAGCUUCCCAGAACUCCUACUCGAGAUCAAAACCCCAGCAAUGUCGCCUCCUACUGCUGCCCCUGGUCGAGGAGAAAUCGGCACAGGCAUCGCGGAUGUGACAGUCAUGGCUACGAAUUACCUUGAGCAGAUCCCUGAUGUCGCUGAUGCAAUGAGCUCAAUGCUCAUCACAUUGGGUGACGGCAACUGGCGCAUGGGCGAAGGUACGAUCCCUGGGUCGAAACCCAGGGUUGAGGAGUCAACCGACCCAGAACAGGUGAUCCUUGAACACUUUACUUCGUGCCAAAAAGUCGAUAUCAUCUCCACUGUAAUUUCCACAGUUAACACUAUAUCUCGGUUCCUGAAGAGGCCAGCAUUGACCUCCAUCUUUGUGCUGAAUAAUAUCAGCUAUCUCCGAGACCGGGUACUCCUCGCGCCCCGGACAAAUGUUGAUGCAUUACUUUCAGCUCCGACACAGGAUGUACUGAACUCUAGUUACCGAAGUUCAAAGGCUGCAUACUUUGACACCAACUUUACAACACUAUUGAGCUGUCUAACUGACGAUGCAAAGGACAAGAAGGCAGGGAUCAAGGAUAAAUUUGCAAGAUUCUACGAAGCUCUAGAAGAGAUUGCAGAGAGGCACCGUUACGCCCGAGUUUUGGCAGAUGAUGAUGAAGGGAGAGAGAAGAUCCAAGAAGAGCUGGUGCGAUUGGUUAUACCUGCGCUACAACGGUUCACGCAAAAACACAGGGACAAGGAAUUCAGCAAGAACCCUUCAAAAUACAUCAAACUUAGUGCCGAAGAGGUCGAACGUCAAUUACGGGGAUUAUACAAGUAG